Molecule: messenger RNA, 589 nt
Organism: Ostrea edulis (European flat oyster)
Lineage: Eukaryota; Metazoa; Mollusca; Bivalvia; Ostreida; Ostreidae
Exons: 3
Coding region: 37-495 (152 amino acids)
Source: RefSeq, a predicted model, not a curated record
UGUCCUGUCUGUGUUCUUGAAUUAAGUAAAUAUUGCAUGUAUUUACGAGCAAUAGUGAAUGGUACAAAAUACUUUGAUAAUUUUGGCGACACAUUGCAACUAGCUGAAGAUGAGUGUAUAAUUAAACUGAAAGCUUCUAGAACCAUUUGUAUUUGGGCUAUAAAACAGUGCACAGCAAUACUGUCUGAACUAGACAUCAAAUCUUUCCAAGGAAUAGGUGUAAAUUUUGGUAUCAUGUAUCGAGCAAAGGUGUUCCUUCCUAUUCUCCUUGCAUGCCUGCUGUUAGUGAACUACACCUCCUGUAAGGAGGGUUUCUGGAGAAAGCGAAGACGUCCGAUUCACGGCCUGACACACCCUGAUCGUCUCAAGAAGAUUACUGCUGGAGGAGAUGAAAACUUAGACCGAGAGAAGAGGGAUACUUUUGAAUACAAACCGCCGAAACAAACGUUUCACAAUUACUACUACAGAAAUUUUAACAUGGCACCAUCAUCGUAACAAGGAUCGUCAACAGACUGCGUAACAAGAACUGUCAACAAACUACAAAUCUGUGAAUGUAUAUUUUGAAAAUAAAAUUUUAAACGUAAUUGCA